This is a messenger RNA of Leptidea sinapis, 2177 nucleotides long. RefSeq names its product 2-oxoisovalerate dehydrogenase subunit beta, mitochondrial (gene BckdhB). The record is from RefSeq and is a predicted model, not a curated record. Gene Ontology annotation, biological process: response to nutrient; branched-chain amino acid catabolic process. Gene Ontology annotation, molecular function: catalytic activity. Bases 569 to 1537 code for a protein of 322 amino acids. Lineage: Eukaryota; Metazoa; Arthropoda; Insecta; Lepidoptera; Pieridae. The transcript is spliced from 7 exons.
AUAUUAAAAUUAUUAAUAACAAACACAUUGAUACUUACUAAAAAAAAUAAAAUGUAUAUUGUCCGUGGACUGUCUGCAAUCAGUAUUAUAUUUCUUCCCUUUAUAUUACCUAUUAUAAUAAAGAAUGUAUACUGGAAAACAACCCUUUCAUAAACUGCGCAAAAAAGGAAAACCUGGCACAUACAAUACAAUGAAUAUUUUUAUUAAAUAUGUAAAAAGUAUGUAGUCUAAACUCGCCUUGCAAAGAUGUAUCGCAAACACGUAUUACUACCUAUAUACAUAAGUAAUAAGUAGUAAUUCCUUCGUCAUGCACUAUCAGUGGUUAUCGGCUACGAUGGUAAUUAUAAUUGCAGAUAAGACCUUUUGUAUAAUUUAUUCUCUACGAGCUCAAACAGUUAUUCGGUCGUGUGUACAAGUGAUAACAAAAUGACGAGUGCCAUACGAAAAUGUACGAAAUUUAUUGUAAAAAAUGUGAACAUCAUGGUGAACAGAUCAUCAUCUCACUUUACAUAUUUCCCAGAUGAACAGCAACCCAUACAAGUUAUGAAUUACAGGGGAAACAGUGAAGAUGAAUAUGAUGCAAGCAAUUAACAAUGCAAUGGAUCUCACCCUCAAGUCUGAUUCCAGUGCUGUGCUGUUUGGUGAAGAUGUGGGCUUUGGUGGAGUCUUCCGAUGUGCUCUGGGAUUACAGGAAAAGUAUGGAAAGGACAGGGUAUUCAACACACCACUAUGUGAACAAGGUAUAGCAGGGUUUGGCAUUGGCUUGGCCACAGCCGGAGCAACGGCUAUAGCUGAAAUACAAUUUGCUGAUUAUAUUUUUCCAGCGUUCGACCAGCUUGUGAAUGAAGCCGCCAAGUAUCGGUACCGGUCGGGUGGACUUUUCGAGUGCGGCGGGCUCACAGUCCGCGCUCCCUGCGGCGCUGUUGGCCAUGGCGGACUCUACCACUCACAGAGCCCUGAGGCCUUCUUCGCUCACGCCGCCGGACUUAAAGUUGUGAUACCCCGCGGUCCAAUAGCGGCCAAGGGUUUGUUGCUAUCAUGUAUUCAGGAUCGAGACCCCUGCAUAUUCUUGGAGCCGAAGAUUCUGUACCGGUCAGCGACCGAACAGGUUCCCGUAGACAGCUACACCUUACCACUCGGAAAAGCGCAACUUCUCAGGGAAGGUGAUGCAGCCACUCUGGUGUCGUGGGGGACCCAGGUGCACGUGGCUCUGGAGGUGGCGGACCUGGCACGGGAACGGCUGGGCGCGCACUGUGACGUGAUCGACCUGUGCUCCAUACUGCCCUGGGACCAGACAACCGUGUGCGACUCCGUGAAGAAAACCGGACGCUGCCUCGUAAGCCACGAGGCUCCACUGACAGGUGGAUUCGGUGCAGAGGUGGCGGCCGCCGUGCAGAACGAAUGCUUCCUCCACCUGGAGGCGCCCGUGGCCCGCGCGUGCGGCUGGGACACUCCCUUCCCGCACGUGUUCGAGCCCUUCUACCUGCCCACCCGGGAACGACUCUACGACGACCUGGUCAAGCUGCUGGACUACUAGCUACUAAUGUAACGAAUAUUCUCUAACGCGUAAACUUCCAAUUUAUCUUCCAUCGCAACCGUUUCACUUAUUUACUUUUCAAUUGCCAAUGUAUUCAAAGAUUUAUUAUCCCAAUGUAGGUAUAGUUUUAUCGACACAUUCUUGAAGCGAUAUCUGAUGGGAAGAUGAUGCCAGUUCAAGUGUUUAAGAUGCAUCGUGUUUUCGUUUUUCACAUUUUUCUAAUUUGGAAAGCUUGGUUUUAUGCGCAUUGCCUUCAAAUGAGUUUUCAUAGCAGUUGUAGUUCUUCCUUUAUUAGAAUAUUCAUUAUUACACAGCUCGCAGUUAGCUCGGUCAACACCGCAAAGUGUAAAAUAUAUACAUAUUUCACUAGAAUUUGAUUUACUAAAUUCACUUGUUUUGUUAACGAAAUAUUCGGCGCAAACAGAAUGACACUUCAAUCGAAUGCGUUCGUAUUAUUCUCGAAACAAAACGGAACGCACCUCUUUUGAAAGAUUCUGCCAAAAGACAAUUGGCACAAAAUUUGAACAAAAACUGAAUAUUUGCAUUCUAUUGUUAAAACGAUUAUAAAUGUGAUGUACGCGCUGCUUAUUUUAUGUACCUAAAUAUAUAUAAUAAUAAAAAUAAGUUAUUUUUAAUGUUU